AUGUGUGUAAUCGCCUGCAAAAGCACGCAGAGCAAGAGCGCUAGCUGUCUCAAUAACAUUUCCGUCACAUCUCGAAGUCCAGUGUGGGCUGAUCGAUAUGAAAGAGUGGUGAAGAUGUGGAGCAUUCGCGAGUUCGGUGUAUUUCUCCAAACGAGUUUUCUUUGCAAGGGUGAUACAAAGUCAAGGGGAUCAGUGUACCACAUUUUCGUCCUCUUGACUCUCUUGAUGCUACCAAAGAAAUCCUCAAAACCUAUCAUUAUCAACGAAUGCCGGACCAGAGCUCCUGCCGUCAAACACAACGUAAAAGAAGGAUCUGGCGUUUUAUUGCGUUCUCAUAGGAGAAGACAUUCAGAGAAAUAUCGGGAGGAGAAGGUGAUCGAUGUUCUGAGUACGUCCGCAAGAGAGCAAGAUAACACAGACUUAGAAGCUUUACAGAAACCUCAGUGUGAUGGGACUGGUAAGGAAAUGCGCAGCGACUUUUGCUCAAAUUAUCAAGAGUCUUUGAUCCCGACGAAGUUAGAUUACCCAUUGACGGACCCACCAGUCAGUGAAGAUGAGAGUGAUUUCACGAGACUUCAAACGGAUUUUGAGAAGCACCUGAGCUUUCCCCACGGGUCUUCCGAUUCUGAAUUGGAGAACAUUUCAGAAUGCGGAGCCACAUCGGGAUCACAAAGAAGCAUCAGGGAGGAAGCAACUUGCCCCCCGACAUUUCCUGCUGACCGAUCCAAACUCUUGAAAGUAUUUCUAACUAGGGAAGAACAAAGGUUAUCCCUGCUUUCUAACUUACUGUCGGAAUUUGCUAGCAUGAAAAAUGUGCGAAGUACCUCGGUCACAAACGAAGUUCGCAACAUACUUCAGAAUCUCUAUUACAUCCAAAAAGCAUUUGUGAAGGAACUGUAUGUGAACCAGGAGAUAAUGGCUGAUCCAAAUGCAGAAAUCUGUUCGGUUUUCCAUUGCGUGGUUCAACGCCAGGCACUUUUAAGUAGUUAUCAGAAAACCGUAGCGGCUAUGAUGAACAAAAGUGGCCCUGCUAAACCGCUCAACAGUUCAGAAUCGGAGAAAGACCCAAAUGGCGCUAUUCUGGCUUUAAGAAAUAGCUUACAGGAGCCUUACACGUGGAUAGUGCAGACGGUUGAAGAUAUGAAGUCACUCAGUCAGGCCACCACCACUCGCAACCCUGACCAUCAAGGAUUUGAGGCAUUGUAUGAGACUCUUAUGAAGGAGACCAUUGAAUGCCACUCUGUGCUUCCUGCAUACGGCAAAGAACUUUCAUUCGGCACAGUGCGAAAAUUGCUACUACACUCUUUGGUUGUGGAGCUACUAAACUGGAACACUGAUGAGAGAAAACUGCGCUACCUUUUACUUUUCACGGACGUGCUGGUAUGUGCAAAGGUGGUUCGAAAAGACAGACACAGAACGGGACUGGGUGGUAUGUUUCGUGGAGUCCGGGAAAGCACAAGGCAUCGGAAUCAAACUCGUGGACAGAUGAUGCAACCGGAACAGCCCACCGCGAAGUGUUCAUCACAAGAGCAAACGGUUCGACUAGAGACAAAAUGGAUAAUACCGAUUGAAUCAUUGACUUUACAUUCGAACAUGAGAGUCGGAACGGAUCAGCAAAGAGAAGCGGAGCAAGAGAAAAAAAUUGAGCGGCUGAAGGAACUGAUUUCUGGUCUGCGGGAAUCAAAAGAAAAAUUGAAAGGAGAGGAAGACAAGGUUCGUCUGAGGCGUACAAAGGCGGCUUUGAGCAAAUUGGAAGGCCAGCUCGUUAUACAGACUCCUCAGUUGAUAAUCCCAAUAUCAGAAUUUCAGAAUCAGCGACAUCUUAUCCUUCUAGUGACCGAACGUGAAAGAAAUCACUGGCGGACAGCUCUCGAGAAGGCAAUCCAAAGUGCUGGGGGCACACGAAGUGGUCCCCCCACCAAAAAUACCGUUUUGUUAAAGGCUGCCACCAUAAGUAGCUCCGACGGUGCUUUUGAGACCAGGUCGCGCAUGGGGAUAGAGCAAACCUGCCCACGAAUUAACUCCAGUGAUAUGGACAAGAUACUUUGUAAAUAUCAACAUCUCAUAAGAUUCAACAAAACCGGGCUGGCACUACUCAUGGGUCAGAACUCAUCUGGAAGAACAGGGAUUUUACGAACUGAGGUACACGGGAUCACUGGUCUCAACGAUAUAGACAGUGAGUGUCGAUUCCUUGACUUUGAUUUCGCCCAAAAUCUAGAGACCAAUUCAGUCCGAGGAAAUAGUUAUCUCCGGCUAUGUCAUCUCAAAUAUAAGUCCUUUCCGAAUAGUUAG
Dicrocoelium dendriticum is the source of this 2292-nucleotide messenger RNA. The record is from the annotation of a GenBank genome assembly. Lineage: Eukaryota; Metazoa; Platyhelminthes; Trematoda; Plagiorchiida; Dicrocoeliidae.